Molecule: messenger RNA, 1134 nt
Organism: Xiphias gladius (swordfish)
Lineage: Eukaryota; Metazoa; Chordata; Actinopteri; Istiophoriformes; Xiphiidae
Gene: mgst3a
Product: microsomal glutathione S-transferase 3a
Exons: 6
Coding region: 139-600 (153 amino acids)
Cellular component (GO): nuclear envelope; membrane; endoplasmic reticulum
Molecular function (GO): glutathione peroxidase activity; glutathione transferase activity
Source: RefSeq, a predicted model, not a curated record
AGCGACCGCCGGCGCGUGACGUCGGGCCCCCUGCGCACACGGACGUACUCGGGGCGGAAGCUUCCGCGUGGUCCUGUCAGUGUCGCAGCGGCUUCAGUCGGGGCGUCAACGGCGGUCGCGUCUUCGAGGUUUGUCAGGAUGGUUGUGCUUUCCAAGGAGUAUGGAUACGUGGUGCUGACUGGUGUCGCCAGCGUGGUCAUGGUCGGACACCUGGCGAUUAAAGUCGGCAAGGCUCGCAAGACGUACAGCGUGCCGUAUCCUCGGAUGUACAGCGAUGACCCGGACACUGGAAACGUUUUCAACUGUAUCCAGCGUGCACACCAGAAUACCCUGGAGUUGUACCCUGCCUUCCUUUUCUGCCUGGCCGUUGGCGGUUUGCAUUGUCCCCGACUAGCCAGUGGACUUGGAGCUGUAUGGAUUAUUAGCAGAGAGGUGUACGCCCACGGGUACUCUACAGGAGAUCCUAAAAAGAGAAUGCGGGGAGCGUUUGGGAACGUGGCCUUGCUCGGGAUGAUUCUGACCACAGUCAACUUUGGCCGCCACCUGUUGGGCUGGACGGGACCACGGAUGGGGCCCUUCCGUCAAGCGCACUGUUGCUAAUCAGCGCAAAGACUUUAGGCUGGGCUCACUUAAUCAUUAUCAUGAUCACGACCAUUCUACAUAAACCAUGUAUCUCGAAGUGUGCGCGCUAACCUCUGAUCAGUGUAACCGCUGAAGCCAGUAGUUCAUUUUGUCAGGUGACCUGACCGGUUCUCCCUAAGGGGAAAUACCUCAUUUAGGAUCAUGGAUGUGGUGUCUUUACAGACUAACACUCCAUCUACAUGUAGGAUCUGUCAGUUUGUCUGGAUGGCCUUUUCCCCUGCUCCCUGAUUUUGAAGAAGGGAAACUUCAGAGGAAAAUUAGCCUCCCGUGCUUGAUGGACAGAAUAUCACCUUACGUUUGCCUUUGGUUAUCUGAAAAAGCCUAAUUUUGUACAUUCAUGAACAAACAAGUCUGGCUAGUCAAAAGUAAUGCUGCUGUUCAGUAAAAAACACUCCAUCAGUCCAAUUAUGAUAAUUAUCUUUUUUAUUUUUCACGAGAUUUUGUUUCUCAUACUGAAAAACGGAUUAUAUUAAAUAUUACACAUUGAUUUUA